CAGAUUAUCCAUUUAAAAACAGAUUUCAAAGAUAAGGUGUUACACCCAUCAUCACAUAUUAUUUUCUCCAAUCAUAACAAAAAGGGCCAAAAACACAAGUAACACAACCAAAAAAUGGCUCAAUCUGUGGCAUCAAUGUCCGGCCUACGUGGUUCCUCUCUAGCUGUUUUGGAAGGUAGCCUCCAGCUCAAUGGCUCGGCCCGUUUGUCCCCAGUGGGCAAUGGCCGAGUCGGUGUUACCCGGACCGGGCUUGUUGUUAGAGCAUCACACGGACAGGUUGAAAGCGAGACUAGCCGAAGAGCUGUGUUGGGACUUAUUGCCACUGGGCUAGCCUCGGGUUCUUUUGUUCAGGCUGUGCUUGCCGAUGCUAAACCGAUCAAGCUCGGCCCACCUCCGCCACCAUCCGGUGGACUGCCCGGAACUCUAAACUCUGAUCAGGCAAGGGACCUCGAUUUGCCAUUGAAGAACCGCUUCUACCUCCAACCAUUGCCACCAGCAGAGGCAGCGGCGCGUGCAAAGGAAUCAGCAAAAGAAAUACUAAACGUUAAAGAGUUCAUUGACAAAAAGGCAUGGCCUUAUGUCCAAAAUGAUCUCCGUUUGAGGUCGGAGUACCUCCGUUUUGACCUCAACACGGUGAUUGCAUCGAAGCCGAAGGACGAAAAGAAACAACUUAAAGAUUUAACCGGGAAGCUUUUCCAAAACAUGGCUGAUUUGGACUAUGCAGCAAAGAUCAAAAGCUCGGAGGAUGCCGAAAAGAGUUAUGCUGCGGCUGUAUCUUCUCUUAACGAUGUUCUUGCAAAGCUUGGUUAAACUAAUGUUUGUUUGUUAAUGUGAUGAAUAUAUGUUGUUAUUUCAUGAGUUGAGAAAAGAACUUUGUUGGAGUUUAUAUUAAUUGAAUUCAAAC
Molecule: messenger RNA, 904 nt
Organism: Helianthus annuus (common sunflower)
Lineage: Eukaryota; Viridiplantae; Streptophyta; Magnoliopsida; Asterales; Asteraceae
Product: oxygen-evolving enhancer protein 3-2, chloroplastic
Exons: 3
Coding region: 115-810 (231 amino acids)
Biological process (GO): photosynthetic electron transport chain; photosynthesis
Cellular component (GO): extrinsic component of membrane; photosystem II; chloroplast
Molecular function (GO): calcium ion binding
Source: RefSeq, a predicted model, not a curated record